UAUUCUGAACCAAUGCCUGAAGCCUUCUGUGCAAUAAAAAACCCUUGUUGGUUCUCUUAUUUAAUAAACUCUGGCUUCUCUAUCAUUGUUUCACAGACAGAUACAUAGAAGAAAUUCCAAGUCCUCAUCACAGAAGCAAUGCAUCCUUUGGUUCUCCAUUGCCAUUUACUCUUCCUCUUGUUUCUAUGCCUCAAUUCAGGUUCAAGGGCUGCCCAGCCAUUGAAAGAGCAUAACAAAGGACUGCACUAUCAACAGAACAAAGCACUACUAUCAACUUCCACAUUUGCUGCUCAGCGAGACACUACUGCUGCAACUAUUCCUAUUGUCAACCCGACGACUCCGGGUACUUCAACUCCUAUUGUGAACCCAGCAUCACCUCCACCGCCAAUCACCACGAUGCCAAUCCCAAGUCAAGUCGCACCUCCGACGACUACCACGCCGACGACAUCAAGCGGACAAUGGUGCGUCGCAAACCCGGGCGCCUCUCAAACAGCUCUGCAGGUGGCUCUCGACUAUGCUUGCGGGUACGGUGGUGCAGACUGCGCGUCGCUACAGCCGGGCGCGACUUGCUAUGAUCCUAGCACCCUGCAAGAUCAUGCCUCCUACGCCUUCAAUGAUUACUACCAGAAGAAUCCGGUUCCCACUAGCUGUGUUUUUGGAGGAACGGCACAACUCACCUCAACUGACCCAAGCCAUGGAAGCUGUCACUUUGCAUCUUCUGGCGCUACUCUAACUCCGACUCCUCCUACUCUUACUCCUCCUAUUACUACUACUUCACCACCUCCACCGAUGACGUAUACCACACCAGUUUACCAAACCCCACCCUCAACUGUACCAGGGUCACCACUCUUUGGGGUCGCAGAGCCAACGGGACUUCCCAGCUCAGCCACCUCCAUCGCGUGCAGCUUAGCGGUUCUACUCAUCGCAGCUUGUCUGUCGUGGUCACUUCUCGCCCGUGGUCCCUAAGCCACUGCAUGGAAAGUUGCAUCUGCGCUGCUAUGAGAAGGCAAUUCAAUCGCUUCCUUGCAUAUCUCAUGGCGUUCGCACUUGAAGGAGACAACCGGGAUACGCAAGGAGGCAUUUUGAUUUAUCAGAGCGUGAUUGACCUUCAAGGUGGUUCUCUCUUCUUACAGAUGCCACCCUGGAAGUAAUCAAGAUGCGAUCUCUUGUAUUCUUGUCUUUGUCAUCAACAUCAGAAUAGAUUGAGACCCGGAAGAAUAAGUUACAAGAUAGGAAUCAGAAUAGUCAUGUAGUGUCAUCUCUAUACACAAUUAGCCAACACAGAUAAUAAUACAUUUAGUUUACUGGA
This is a messenger RNA of Syzygium oleosum, 1309 nucleotides long. RefSeq names its product PLASMODESMATA CALLOSE-BINDING PROTEIN 1-like. The record is from RefSeq and is a predicted model, not a curated record. Bases 139 to 966 code for a protein of 275 amino acids. NCBI's taxonomy places the organism in Eukaryota, Viridiplantae, Streptophyta, Magnoliopsida, Myrtales, Myrtaceae. The transcript is spliced from 4 exons.